AUGGAAAUCGGUCGCUGGAACGAGCUUGAAGGAAAAGCCCCGACGUCCAAAAGAGCGUUCACUUUCCGCAGAGUGAUGGAUCUAACUGAUGAGAAGAAAUUCAAGUAUUCCGAGGUGGAUAUCGAAUCUCGGGAGCUUCGUGGCCUACUGAAAAAGGUGAUUGGAGACUCAUACCCGGGCCAAAGUUGGGAAGGAAAUACUAUCAAUUUGAUAGCUCCCUUUGCGCCUGUUGUUCAUUACUGGAAAGAGCUCUCUCGUGCAAGCAGAGAAACUGACGUCAAGGACAGCCUCGGAAUCAAAGCAGCCAGGAGAGAUCUCAGCAAUCUCCUCGAGUGCAUAUCGACAUGUACUGAGCUGGAGUCCUACUUCAAAACUCGGGAGUCAAAUUUGGAGUCCCACACGAUCACUUACCAGACUAUCUGGACGUUGUUUCGCCCCGGCACGUUGGUCGUGGCGAGGCCCUUUAUGAACCUACCUCAGGUGUUUGAGGUGAAGACGUCUCCAGAUCCGUGGGAAGACCGGAGGCUGAACAUCGAAUGCUGGGGUUACGAUUGGAACGGUAAAGAGAUAGUGAGAGUCACCUUUGAGUUCCCUCUCGAGAGAUUCAGAGGCACCAAGGAGAUCAGCUCCCUUUUCUGCUAUCCCUUGGAGUUCUACAGAGACGAAAAUGGGAAUUUCGACCAAUCUCUCCGCAACGAGCUGGUGAAGAGAGGUCAAUGGUUUCUCGAGCUAUGCAAAACAACAGGGGCCAAACAAAUGUUUGAAUACGACGGUCAAGCGCUUUCUAGCAGGAGGAGCCUCGCCAGGACGAGUGUCAAGGGACGAUAUAUUGUCGAUGCAGCUGCCUAUUUGCAGUUUGGCCCUGGCAUUCCAUUACUUGGAAAGUAUGAGCCCACAGAUGUCGAGCCUUUCAGUCAUCCCCACGACGAGCAGGGUGUCGGCGAAGAUGAGCACCAGUGUCUCCUAUAUCCACCCCGGAUUCUUGGAUAUGCGACCCAACAGAAGAUGUGGGCCCAGUUCAAAGUCCAAGACACGACCGCCGUGCCCACUGACCUCUCCACCGCGUUCGAGGACAAACUUGAACUGGAUCGAAAUGAUAAGAACAUGAUCAAGGCGCUGGUAGAAAAUCAUGAAAGCAGCAAAGACGCAAGUCAAGCCCAGGUGAACGAUAUUAUCGAGAGCAAGGGCAAAAACCUCGUUAUACUAUUGCAUGGUCCUCCAGGUGUUGGCAAGACUCUUACUGCAGAAACCAUUGCUGAGGCCACGGGCAAACCACUUUUGGUCGUCACCGUCGCUGAAAUCGGGUUGGACGCGUCAAAGGCGGAGAAAAGCCUGGAGCAGAUAUUCUAUCUUGCCGGAGCGUGGGAGGCGAUCCUUUUGAUCGACGAAGCAGACGUCUUUCUUGAAUCCCGUUUCGUCAUGGUUCUGCUCCGAGUGCUGGAGUACUUCGAAGGCGUCAUGAUCCUGACGACCAAUCGCAUCACAUCCCUUGAUAUUGCCGUCCAGUCGCGUAUCCACCUCGCGAUCCGGUACACCGACUUGACCAGGGAGCAAAAGAUCAAGAUCUACAACAUCUUCCUCAGCCAGCUCAUCGCCGAGGGUAAGGUGGACACCGAUGGCAUUGACGAUUGGAUCAGAUGGGUAGGCUGUGAGGCGGAGGUCAACGGUCGCCAGAUCCGCAACAUCGUGUCCUCGGCAUACUUGCUGGCACGCAGCCGCACCCAGAAUAGAAACCUGAAGAGGGACGAUUUGCAGACGGUCAAUGGCAUCAUGAAGAAGUUCCAGAAACAGUUGGAGACAUUGACGGUGGCUGCGAGAAAACAGAAUGAGGGACAGUUGCCCUCCUAA
This is a messenger RNA of Cladophialophora psammophila CBS 110553, 1848 nucleotides long. RefSeq lists its product as uncharacterized. NCBI's taxonomy places the organism in Eukaryota, Fungi, Ascomycota, Eurotiomycetes, Chaetothyriales, Herpotrichiellaceae. The coding region runs from base 1 to 1848 and encodes 615 amino acids. Gene Ontology annotation, molecular function: ATP binding; ATP hydrolysis activity. The transcript has 7 exons. The record is from RefSeq and is a predicted model, not a curated record.